ACUACGUUGAGUGAAUGAUCUGAGCGUAAAACGGUAUCAUCGUCGUCGUAGGCCGUCGUGUGUAAUAAUAAUAAUAAUAAUUAUUAUUAUUAUUAUUAUCAUUUCUAUUAUUAUUAUUGUAAAAAAUAAAAAUAUAUAUUGUUAAAGACCUACAAGGCUGUAUAUUUCAGUGUAUGACGAUAAUGUCGCGACCGAACAUGUCUUAUUAGGCGAUUUACAUACUUAUAGACACAAUAUUAUAUCAUAUACUAUCGUUCGUUUUGAUUUCGCGUUUCUUUCUAUUUGUUUCCCCGCUCCGACGGCGCUGUAAUAAUAUUAUUGUAUAAUGCCGUCCGUUUUGCAAACGCCGCGCAUUUGAUAUUCGGCAUAUUAUUAUUAGCAUCGUCGCCGCCUGCGCCGCCACAGAAUACGCGUACAAGACAAUCGAAUCGAAUAAAACGUAACAAAAUAUAUAAAUACCAGAACGAACUCGCACUUCCGCACCAAAGCCAUGGCCGAGGUCGUAGUUUUUGACUUGGAAUUGCAAAACAACGAGGCUCAUCCCGUAAACGGGCCGAAGAACAACAGCGAUUCCGACGACGAAUUACUCGAAAUCGAAGAGGCAUGUUAUGCUCAAGAACCCAACAUUUAUGAUUAUGAUGAAAAAUCCAGUGAUGUAGAAACAUUAAAGUUAUCAGAAAGAACUGUAAACCUUACCAAAGAAAAAUUAACUCCCGAUUGUUUCGAGAUAUUGAAAGUACUAGGAAAAGGAGGUUAUGGAAAAGUAUUUCAGGUUCGCAAGAAGACUGGUAAUGAUACAAAUCAAGUUUUUGCCAUGAAAGUCUUACGUAAGGCCACAAUUGUAAGGAAUUCCAAGGAUAUGGCUCAUACCAAAGCAGAGCGCAAUAUACUCGAGGCUGUAAAGCAUCCGUUUAUAGUCAGUUUGUUCUAUGCAUUUCAAACAAAUGGAAAACUUUAUCUUAUUUUGGAAUAUUUAAGUGGUGGUGAACUAUUCAUGCAUUUAGAACGAGAAGGAAUAUUCUUAGAAGACACAGCAUGCUUUUAUCUGGCAGAAAUUAUUAUUGCAAUACAGCAUUUACACAGUCAAGGCAUAGUUUACAGAGAUUUAAAGCCAGAAAAUGUAUUAUUAGACCAAGAUGGUCAUUUAAAACUGACCGAUUUUGGUUUAUGUAAAGAACAUGUUCAUGGAGUUAGCGUGACUCAUACAUUUUGCGGUACUAUUGAAUACAUGGCACCAGAAAUUUUAACUAGGAGUGGUCAUGGGAAACCAGUUGAUUGGUGGUCACUUGGAGCUCUUAUGUUUGACAUGUUAACAGGAACUCCCCCUUUUAGUGCUGAUAAUAGAAAAAAAACUAUUGAAAAAAUACUAAGAGGAAAACUUAUUAUGCCACCAUAUGUAUCACCUGAAGCUAAAGAUCUUAUGAGAAAAUUACUUAAAAGACAAGUUAGCCAUAGACUGGGAUCUGGUAUAAAUCAAGGAGAAGACAUAAAAAAUCAUCGGUUUUUCCAAAAAAUCGUCUGGAAGGAUAUAAUAAAUCGUACUUGUGAAGCUCCAUACAAACCAAAAUUAACGGGUGCAGACGACACAACACAAUUUGAUUCCAGAUUUACCAAUCAGCUUCCAGUUGAUUCACCUGUAGAAGAUUCAUUUAUGCCACAUGAUAACGAUGAAUUUAAAUUUGAUGGUUUUACUUAUAUAGCUCCAUCAUUAUUAGAUACUCUUGGCACAAGUACAAGUCGAGAACAUGCAUUAAAUGCACAUCAACAGUGUAGAACAGAAGAAAUGGAAAAGCAAAUGGAGGAUGAGGAUAUUUUCCAUAAGAAUGUAAUGCCAAAGAAACCAAAACUCGAAACGAGAAUACAAAAGUCAGCACCCACACCUGUAGUUCAAGCUGGAAUAUGUGACUCAAGAAGACCUGUUGACCAAUUUCAAAGAGGGCAUGUUCCACGGAAUCUUAAUCCAUUCAGUGAUUUUGAACCGAUUGCAUCAACAUGUGCUCAGCUUUCUGCUACCCGAAUUGAUGAAGAAAUGGAAACUGAUAAGUCAUCUUCACCAUCGCAGUAUCCAAAUGUAGCGAGAUCUAAUCCAGUACCAGUAGAUCAACCCCGAAUUGUGCAAGCUAGCACUACAAAUCACAGGGAAAUAGACCAAUCAAGGUUGUUUGAUGCAUGUGCUCGACCAUUCAACAAUCACUCUGCAAGGAAACCAUAUAGACCUCAUGUGUUGACAACAGUCAACAGUAGUAGUAAUUUCUUGAAUCAAAAUCAAGAUGAGAUGAUGGAAGUUGCUUCCACGUCUAGUAUACCGGCUCAAAUUUAAUUAAUUAGGGUAAUCAAUGUGUUUAGAAGAGACCUGUUUCCAAACCAAUCAUAGUUACCUUGUUGGUUAUAAUGCUAUUUCUGGUAGAUCUUGGCUACUUUUAACUUGUGGCCUUAAGGAUCGCUAAUUUUAUAAAAAAAAUUUUAAUGCUAA
Messenger RNA from Myzus persicae (green peach aphid), 2473 nucleotides. Its product is annotated as ribosomal protein S6 kinase beta-2-like. Gene Ontology annotation, biological process: protein phosphorylation. The transcript is spliced from 13 exons. Lineage: Eukaryota; Metazoa; Arthropoda; Insecta; Hemiptera; Aphididae. The coding region runs from base 491 to 2320 and encodes 609 amino acids. Gene Ontology annotation, molecular function: protein serine/threonine kinase activity; ATP binding. The record is from RefSeq and is a predicted model, not a curated record.